Messenger RNA from Sarcophilus harrisii (Tasmanian devil), 1382 nucleotides. RefSeq names its product zinc finger protein 665-like. The record is from RefSeq and is a predicted model, not a curated record. NCBI's taxonomy places the organism in Eukaryota, Metazoa, Chordata, Mammalia, Dasyuromorphia, Dasyuridae. The coding region runs from base 243 to 1379 and encodes 378 amino acids. The transcript has a single exon.
ACUCCUUUAAUAGACAUGAGCGAAUUCGUUCUGGAGAGAAAUCUUAUAAAUGUAAUGAAUGUGGAGAAACUUUCAGGUUGAGAAGAAGCCUUGUCAUACAUGAAACAACUCACAGUGGGGAGAAUCCCUAUAAAUGUAAUAAAUGUGGAAAAGCCUUCACUCGGAUUGAUAGCUUUAAGAGGCAUGAGAAAAUUCAUACCGGAGAGAAACCAUUUAUAUGUAAAGAAUGUGGAAAAGCCUUCAUGUUUAAGGGAAUCCUUGAUAUACAUGAGGUAAUUCAUUCUGAACAGAUGCCUUACAAAUGUAAUGAAUGUGGGAAAGCCUUCAAACUCAAGGGAUACCUGAUUAUACACAAGAGAAUUCAUACCGGAGAGAAACCCUAUAAAUGUAAGGAAUGUGGAAAAGCCUUCACUCAGAACUAUCACCUUAAAAUUCAUAAAAGUGUUCAUUCUAAAGAGAAACCCUAUAAAUGUAAUGAAUGUGGAAAAAACUUUACUCGGGCAGAUAGCCUUAAGAGUCACAAAAAAAUUCAUACUGGAGAGAAACCAUAUAUAUGUAAAGACUGUGGGAAAGCCUUCAUGCUUAAGGGAAGGCUUGCUAUGCAUGAAAAAAUUCAUACUGGGAAGAAACCCUAUAAAUGUAAUGAAUGUGGGAAAGUCUUCCGCCAAAAAGCAGGCCUUGAUUCACACAAGAGAAUUCAUACUGGGGAGAAACCCUUUAAAUGUAACGAAUGUGACAAAGCCUACCAGCAGAAGGCAGGUCUUGAUUCACAUAAGAGAAUUCAUACUGGAGAGAAACCAUUUAAAUGUAAUGAAUGUGGAAAAGCCUUCAGGGAGAAAGGAAGUCUUAAUUUACAUAAGAGAAUUCAUACUGGAGAAAAACCUUUUACAUGUAAUGAAUGCGGAAAAGCCUAUAGGCAGAAGGCAGGCCUUAAUUCACAUAUAAGAAUUCAUACUGGAGAGAAACCAUUUAAAUGUAAUGAAUGUGGAAAAGCCUUCCGGGAGAAAGGAAGUCUUAAUUCACAUAAGAGAAUUCAUACUGGAGAAAAACCUUUUACAUGUAAUGAAUGCGGAAAAGCCUAUAGGCAGACGGCAGGCCUUAAUUCACAUAUGAGAAUUCAUACUGGAGAGAAGCCCUUUAAAUGUAAUGAAUGUGGAAAAGCCUUCAGGGACAAAGCAGGCCUUAAUUCACAUAAGAGAAUUCAUACUGCAGAGAAACCCUUUAAAUGUAAUGAAUGUGGAAAAGCCUUCAGGGACAAAGCAGGCCUUAAUUCACAUAAGAGAAUUCAUACUGGAGAGAAACCAUUUAAAUGUAAUGAAUGUGGAAAAGCCUUCAGGGAGAAAGGCAGUCUUAAUUCACAUAGGAAAAGUCAUAACUGACUU